AUGACUACUUUAGAUUAUAAAAAUAAGAUAAUUCUUGCUCCAAUGGUCAGAAUCGGGACUUUACCGAUGCGACUUUUAGCUUUAGAAUACGGCGCAGAUCUAGUUUAUUCACCCGAAAUAGUAGAUAAGAAAAUGAUUGCUUCAGAACGGCAAUUCGACGAAAAGACGGGGAUAAUUUCAUACGUAGAUAAUAAAAAUUCUGUGUCGUUUACAACUCAUCCGAUUGAAAAAUCAAAAUUAAUUUUUCAGAUUGGAACAGCUGAUCCUGAUCUCGCACUGCAAGCGGCAUUGAAAGUAAAACAAGAUGUUGCAGGCAUCGACGUAAAUUGUGGUUGCCCCAAAAAGUUUUCUAUCCAAGGUGGUAUGGGCGCGGCUUUGCUAUCAAAUCAAGAUAAAUUGAAGGCUAUAUUAAUAAACUUAGUGCAAAAUUGUGGCCUUCCUGUGACUUGUAAAAUAAGGAUGCUAGAUACUAAAGAAAAAACAAUAGAAAUUUGUAAAAUGAUAGAAUCUACGGGAGUCAGGGCUAUCGCAGUUCAUUGUAGAACACGUGAUGAGAGACCAAGAGACCCUGGACAUUGGGAUAUCUUCAGUGACAUUGUUGAAAAUAUAAAGUCAAUACCAGUUAUUGCAAAUGGUGAUGUAUUUCAACGUUCGGAUAUAGUAAGAUUAAGAGAAUUGUCAAAUGUAAGUUCGAUCAUGAUUGCUCGUGCAGCUGAAGAAAAUGUAUCGAUAUUUCGUCAAGAAGGAACUUUUCCACUUGAGGAUGUUGUUAUUUCAUACAUCAAAAAAGCAUUGGAAGUCGGCAACAGCUGGCCGAACACAAAAUAUGCCCUAAUGCAAAUGUACGCAACACAUUCGAAAGAACCAAAAUAUAAAUUAUUAGUUCAUACAAAAUCUUAUGAAGAACUGUGUAAAAUUUACGGCUUGGAAGCCUUUUUCGAAAAAGCGAAUUUAACUGGACUACUGACAAAAAAUGGAAAAAAUUUGAUCAAAUUUGAUGUUUCUAAUAAAUUAGAAAAUACGAGUAGUAACAAAAGAAAAAAUACAGAAUAUCAGUCAGAGCUUGAAAACAAUAAGAUAAAAAAGGCUAAAAUGAUAUGCGACUUUUAUUCUCCAAUGCUUGCGAACCAGAAAGAACCAAUAGGUGCGAAGUCUGAAACUCUUCGACUGUCAGCUUUCUUGGCUGAUAGUCUUUCUGUUGGAUGUUUAAAGGGAUUUAAACAUUUUGAAGUAUAUGUGAGAGGUCGGGAAGAGCUGUUAUUACGCGUUUACAUUGAUAGCCGACCCCGAAAUUUAACUGAAGAAAGCGAUAGAAUAAAUUAUAACUCUUUAUCGCUUGCAAAAUUUCAGAGUAAUGCAUUAUUUUCACCGAAAACGCGGCGAACACUCAGUAACGGAUCUGAUUCUAUGGAAAUGACAUCACCACCAUCAAGUCCUUUAGACGAAGAAUUGGAGAAGGCAAGAAGAAGCAAACCAUGUUUUCUUGAUAGCUGGGUAUGCAAGUUAAGAUCAAACCAUAAGCGAUUAAUUCAGCUUCAAGAUGAUCAAAAAUUGGAAACAGAUAAUCCUUUAAAACUUGAUACUAUAGCGGCGUGGAAAACUCAAGAUAUAAAGUUAUGGGAUAUAAUUGCAGAAGUGAUAACGUUGAGUCUUUCACCACCACCAGAAAAUCCAUUUGAAAUAGAUCAUUCAUACUAUGAUACAUUGCCGCUUGAAGAAUGUGCAGUAAGCACAGGUGCUAUGGUUGAUUUUCUUCAAAAAGUCUAUUUGAAGGAUACAAACUAUGCAGACAAAGUUUUUGAAGAUAUGAAAAUAUUACAACAACGACAUUUUGCAGCAUUUGACGAAAUGAAUGAAGCGUUAAAUGCCAAUGCAUUAGAAAAAUCGAAUCCCUCUUCAGGUGUAUCAGCAAUUAAUUGA
Messenger RNA from Dentiscutata erythropus, 1920 nucleotides. NCBI's taxonomy places the organism in Eukaryota, Fungi, Glomeromycota, Glomeromycetes, Diversisporales, Gigasporaceae. The record is from the annotation of a GenBank genome assembly.